AGGGAAUCAUGUUGCUCGAUCAAGAGAAGGCAUGCGCAUAGUGGGAAGCAGGACACCAUUAUAAAUACACACAUACCAUAUGGUUUCUAUGGACCAAGGAAUCAUCUUUGUCAUCCCAUCUCAUCCCCUGUAUUAAUUUCUCUUGCAUCUCUCCCACGCCGACGAGCUCGAACAGCAGCAUGUCGUGCAAGAGCAGCGACUGCGGCCACCACCACCACAGCUGGUGCAGCUCGUGCAGCUCGUGCAUGUGGUGGUGCAAGGGGGACGACUGCCACCACCACAGUUGCUGCGACGACGGGAGCGAGUGCUGCGAAAACGUCUGCGGCAUCAUCUUCUGCUGGAUCCUGGCCUUCAUCAUACUGAUCCUCUUCAUCAUCCUCAUCAUCUGGCUCGUCCUCCGACCCACCAAGCCCAAGUUCUACCUCCAGGACGCCACGAUCGUCUCCUUCAACGUCUCCUCCCCGGAGAACCUCGUCUCCGCCACCCUCCAGGUAACCAUCUCCACCCGCAACCCCAACGACCGCAUCGGCAUCUACUACGACCGCGUCGACGUCUUCGCCUCCUACAAGUACCAGCAGAUCACCCCCGCCACCGCCGUCCCUCCAUUCUACCAGGGCCACAACGACAUCGACCUCUGGUCCCCGUUCCUCUGCGGCGUCAACGUCCCGGUGGCGCCCUACCUCGCCGAGGCUAUCGCCCAGGACCAGUCCUCCGGCGUCCUCCUCCUCCACGUCAAGAUCGACGGCCGGCUCCGGUGGAAGGUGGGCACGUGGACCUCCGGCCACUACCACCUCUUCGUCACCUGCCCGGCAUUUCUUUCUUUCGAGCUCGGGAAGGGCGACGGCGACCCCUCGGCCAUCAAGUUCCAGCAGAUCUCCACCUGCACUGUCGACGUCUGAUAAUAUCUAUCUUCGACGCCGGCCGGGCCCUUCUCUCAUUUCUGAAACAGUGGAACUGCCGGAGUUAAAUGAAGAGAGAGGAGGGUAAGAUUUCCAUCACUUGUAUUCAUGUAAUUGCCAGUUAAUUGUGAAUUAUGCAGUCAACCUUUGUAAAAGUAGUUCAUCAAGGUCUACGCCGUAGGUAGCGAUUAGGGAACACCCCAUAUGUGGGUCCCAGUUCGCUUUUGGACUUUGUUAUGAUUUCCUGGAUGUAUUCUUGCUUCAAUAAGAAAGGGCGGAAACUACGUGCUUCCUCCAUUUUCCGUCGAAAAAAAAAAUAUCCCGGACCCGCAUGCAACAUCCCCAGUGUAAUUGCUAUGGUUCUGGUUGUAUAUCCAAAAAUAAAAUAAAAUAAAUAAAAUGUAUAGAGAAAUUAAAAGA
Messenger RNA from Phoenix dactylifera (date palm), 1319 nucleotides. Lineage: Eukaryota; Viridiplantae; Streptophyta; Magnoliopsida; Arecales; Arecaceae. The record is from RefSeq and is a predicted model, not a curated record.